This is a messenger RNA of Boeremia exigua, 642 nucleotides long. RefSeq lists its product as uncharacterized. The transcript is spliced from 2 exons. The record is from RefSeq and is a predicted model, not a curated record. Lineage: Eukaryota; Fungi; Ascomycota; Dothideomycetes; Pleosporales; Didymellaceae. The coding region runs from base 134 to 613 and encodes 159 amino acids.
AACGCGCUCCGCCUCUCUCUCACUUUCAUCGAUGCAUCAUGUCAAGACCUGACCACGCGCUGCGCGCUUUCGACCACCCCUAACGUCAAAUCCUUACCGAGAACAGGCAGUGUUUGCCUCUACAAGAGUGAACAUGGCAAACGUAUGGACGCAAAUGGGCUAUGUGCCUCCACGCGGACAGUGCAACUUCAAGCAGUCGAUCGUGUCACCAAGAUGUCCCUGCCUGCGUUUUAUGCUGCACCCUCUGAAGUCGUCUUCUUCAUACGAAUGCGAUGGCUGUAACCAUCAUGCCUCCUUCCAUAGCAUGGAGAACAAAGCCGAAGAUGAGAUACGCAAGAAAUGGGACCAGGAAGCUAGGGAGCAAGCGGAGCGCGAGCAAGAAGCCGCACAGCGACCCAAAAAGCGCCCACGAGCUAUUGGAUACCGCAACGUGGUGGAUGAGGUGAUGAGCGACGCGGAACUCGGAGCGCUCUUAGAGGGUGCACCAGACGUUAGGAGCACUGCAAAGGUCAAGAGAGGCGCAGCGAAGGUGCGCCGAGGAGCGGGAACGCGAACAAAAAGCAGGAUCACAGAACUUACGGAAGAAGAGGAAGAAGUUGUGGAAUUGGAUUGAGGAUAGCAAUCAUCUGCAGCAUCACAUGG